Peniophora sp. CBMAI 1063 is the source of this 6579-nucleotide messenger RNA. Lineage: Eukaryota; Fungi; Basidiomycota; Agaricomycetes; Russulales; Peniophoraceae. The record is from the annotation of a GenBank genome assembly.
AUGGUGCUGUCGCCGAGUCGGCCGACGACGCCUGGCAGGACCGGUGUCUGGGAGCCGCUGCCAGCGUUUAUAUACGGAUAUGCGGUCCACCCGCUCUCGCCCUCCCAUCGGGACACGCGCAUCUCGCACCGGCCGCGGCUGUCGACGGUGACGGAGAGCAGCGUGGGAGAGUCGUCGUUCCUGCACCGGGACGUGGUGUCGCUGGAGGUGGGCGACGAGGUGUACGCCUUUGAGCGGUAUAAUGGGCGGGAGGGCGAGUGGUACCGCGGCUACGUCGUCUGCACGACGAGGAGACCGGCCGUGGUGUGGAACGCGGUCGACGCCGGCCCGAAGCUGGAGGAGGCACAGCAGGUGUUUAUUGGAAUAUUCCCGGCUUCGCACAUCCACCGCCGCGACGAGCUGCCGGACGCAGAGGGCCGCCUCGCGCUCGUCGCCCAGGAGUUCGCCCAGGGAAAGCGCCCGCCGCCGUCGAUCAUCGACGACAGGGAGAGCCGCAAGAGCUUCAAGCUCGGCCCGCCUCCCGAUCAGGCGGGCUCCUCCCGCGCCGGCCUCUCGGUCUACCCGGCCAGCGUACGGAGCGCGUCCCCAGAGAGCCAUCUCGCCGGCAAACCCCUCCCGCCCAGGCCGACGCUCAAGCCGGGAGACGAGACCGAGAGCGGGGCGCUGCAGCCGAUCGUGGACGAGAUUGCGAGCGCGCUCAGGGAAUGGCAUAUGCUCAUGUUUCAAUACCUCGCAAGACGCGACUACACAAAGUUCAAUAUCGUCAAGGACCAUAUCGACGCUCUGCAUCUCGCCCGACGGCAGCUCCUGGCCAAUACACUCAGCGCAGAAGAAACGGCCGCUCUACGCGCAGAAUGUGUUACCCGUCUCGUAGCUGGCAACCUCGUACAAGGUCAAGACGUCAUCGUCCGCCACCCUCAAGGCGGAGGUCUGGUAACCGUCGACGUCGAAGGCGAGCUCGACCCCCGAAAUUGGAUGUCUACAGUCCGGAUGUUCGCCCUCCAAGCCUCUCUAGCCUACAUGUCCCCCGACUCCGCGAAACCUGCUCUACCCUCCCCAACACCCAUGCGAACACAAGCGAGCUUCGAGAACUUGUCCUCCGUACCCUUGCCAACCCCAGCGCUCAGCGCCUUCCCCGAGUUCGCCGGGCGCUCUCCCGUGCCAAAGUCCGCGGGCGUAACGAGUCCGAGGUCUUUCGGACCUGGGACGCCCAUAGACUCGCCUAUCACGUCUUCGUCACCCGAUGCAGUCAAAUUCUUCCACGUCUUCCUCGAAUUACGCGCGUUCGUCGCUAGCCCGUGCGCACCGGGAGAGACAGCCGAGCUGUUCUUCUCGCUGUACAAUAAACACGAUGCCCGAUUCGUGACGGAGGAGUUCUGCGCCGUGCUCAACCAUAAUGGGGUCAUGGCGCGCGAUCCAACAUCGCGAGUACGAACCCUCUUCGCGGAGCUCGCACCAAGCGAUGUCGAGCACCCUCUGUUCCUCGUCUGUCGCAUCGUGCGGAACGGUGCUCUGAGGAUGGGAAACGCUGCAUCGAGCUCUGAGCUGAACCGACGAACUUCCGGCUCGGUGUACAACGAGAAGGAUGGGCUUGGACCCGAGGGCAUCACCAGUCCUCGUCUAGGCGGCGGGAAAGAGCUCAAUGGCAGUGGCGCUGAAGCACCUUUCCGGCGACCCUUCGGCUGUGCAGUGCUCGAACUCAGCCAACUAGGGAGGAUGGGCCCAGACCAGGACUCCAGUGCUACGAGGGAGUACACGAUGCCCAUAUUCAGCCCCGUCAAUGAGGCCAUCUUCUCCAUGCUUCAUCAAGAUAUCAUCGCUGGGAACAACAGGGAGUUCGAGAAGACGAAUAGGGCAGACCACAUGGCCGUAUCCAUCAAAGUCUUCCACGGCAACACAGACCGUAUUACACGCGAAAACACCACUCUCCUCCAAGACACUCCGCGCACACUGCGCCUUGGCUUUGCGGACGUUGUAUUCCCCGGCGAUACGCGCAACGAGCUCUACAUCAAGCUCUGGUCAGGCGAAUUCCCCUCCGCACGAGACAAGUCCGUCCGCGGCUCCGUAUCGCCCUUUGUCCCGCGAGCAGGCAACGGCGGUGGAACGAACAACAUUCAGGUCUCCCUUGAAAUUCGAGAUGGAGAAGGGAAGCCGAUCCCGGACGCACUGUGUGCGGGCGCAGGUCAACCGCCUAUCCAGACCUUCCACUCUCUGGUGUUCGCGCGCAACUCGCAACCCACUUUCGGCGAAUUGAUCAAAGUUGCCCUUCCGCACCGCGCACUCCCGCGGUGGCACCUCUUCUUCACGUUCCGCCAACGUCGCCCGGGCUCAACGUCCACCCUCGAUCGCCCCUUCGCGUUCGCGUUCUUACCGCUCAGCAUGAAAGGCGCGCAUACGUUCUUGGAAGAUGGAGGACACACGCUCGUGUUGUAUAGAGCGGAUAAGAUGGCCCAGUUGACGCCGGACAUAUACCUUGAUGCCCCGAGCGCUCUACCGCCAGAUGGGCGCGAGAUGCAGCCGAUCCCUCCUGAUAUGGCUCGUAUCGCGCCGGCGUUGCGCGACGUGCUCGUCAUUCGUUCCUCGCUCUGCUCCGCGCGACAUACGCAGAACACGGUGCUGCUCAGCCUGCUACACUGGCAAGCACUUCAAACCGACCCUCCCUUGCUCAAGGACGCCCUCGCGAAGUUCACGUUCGUCAACCCCGUGGAGAUCGUCAAGUUCCUGAGGGACGUGUUCGACGCGCUGUUCGAAAUAAUGACGUCUCAGGCGAACGCCGAUAUGAGCAACGGGAUGGAUCCGCCGGCGUUCGACGCGCUUGUAACCGUUCUCGGUAUCGUGCAAGAUCGGCGCUUCUCCAACUUCAGACCUGUACUGGACGUAUACAUCCGCGAGCACUUCCACCACCCUCUCGCCGGUGGCCAUCUCCUCCAGAGCCUCAACAGACUUCUGCUGAACCCUACGUCAAACGAGACUGCUUCACAACUACGCGCAGCGCUCAAAGUCUGGCCACAUAUCUUCGCACUGAUCGCACGCGCAAGGGAGCUGCAGAAGGAGAGGGACUCGAAUGUCGGCGCAGCGGCUACAGCCGACCAUCUGGAGCAUCAGUACCGUCGCGAGCUGAAGAACCAUCUAAGCGAAGUGGGACGCAUGAUGAGCACCUCAUCACCACCGAGCAUCAUCGGCCAGCAAACCCUCGCACUCCGCACCUUCCCCAAGGUCUUACCCGCACUCGGCGGUGCAUUCCAGCCUCUCGAACUUGUGGGUCUUGCGGUACAAUUUGCGAAUGCGCUUCCGGGUAGUCAGGAAAAGGGAAAGCUGGCCAUCGAGAAGUUGGUGCUGUAUCUGAAGCUGGUCAAAUCGAGCCUGUUCACGGAUCAGCAGGCGCGCGCGGCGUUGGUCGAGACGGUCGUCAUAUGGUUGAAGCCGCACUGUGGAGCGUUCGAGACGCAUGCGAGGGCGUUGGGGUUGGACGAGGAGGACGCGCCGGAGGGAAGUGCGAGGAGAGAUGCCGCGAGGGUUGGAUGGUUGGAGAGGAUACGGCUCUGCGUGGGAAUCGUGGCUGUCAUGCUCGAUGCUUUACAGGCGAAACUCGUGGACCCGGCUAUUGCGUCCGAUCGGAGGGCGCUGAGGCAGGAACAGGACAAUGUCGAGUUCUUGCUAUCUCUGCUGCCGAGGUUGCUCGAGAGUUACGCGGAGUUUACGGACGCAAGGAAUGCGAGCGCUUUGGAGAGGACGAGGGGCAGCGCGACGGCCCCGGCGAGCGUACCGGUUAUAUUCCCCGAGAGCUACCCCUUCAGCCUCGUCGCGUUCCUGCCGGGAUCAACAACAGGCCUGUUCAGCCCCGCUCAGAGCGAGACCGCAGUUGUACUGCUCGCGCUGAUCCUGAGCAGCCCCAAGAAACACCUCGUGAACUUCUUCGACAGCAUCCUGGAGAUCGAAGGACGAUUGCACUUUUCGAGGUUGUUGAGGGCGCUAUUCGACGCUGGCAAGAGCAUGCUCGACAACGCCGCUUGGCCCCGCAACUGGCUGAACGUCAAUAUCCUUGCUCACAAAGUGCUCGUGCGCGCAAUGGACGCCGCGUCUGUGCUCCUCGUGCGCUCGUUCGUCCCCGGCCAGUCGCCCGAUGGCGAGGACUUCCCGUUCGAUAGGGAGCUAUGGACGGAGGGACUGCAGAUGCUGCUCAAGUUGCUGAGCAGCGAUCAGCUGUUGAUCGAGGAGCUUACGAGCCAGAAGAGGAGGGCGGUGUGGAGGCUGGCGGGAGAUAUUCGUGGAGAUGGCGCGGCUAUCUUGCUCGUGCUAUGGGAUGCGCUCGGGUUGCCGGAGCAUAUCUGCGAGAGCCAUGGUGUUGUUACGCGGUUCGGGAGCUUCCAAACCGAACUCGCUGGACUGGUCGGACCCGUCGUCGACCUCUGCGUCUCUCAUCACGAUCAACUGCGGAACAACGCCGUCCAGAUGCUCUACAGCAUGAUCAUCUCCCAAUGGCACGCGCACGGCCACUUCUCAGCCAUCGAGAACGAGCUCGUGUCCAAGCUGGACGGCUUAUUCAUGUCGGGCGCUAAAGGCGAUGACGUCUCGCGCGCGUUCUUCAUCACGCAACUGCGCCAACUGUUCGAGAGCAGUGCGGUGGACAAGCAGCUGCAGCUGAGGGUGGCGGAGUUCAUGGAUAGCGUGGAUCAGUUCUUGGAGCUGUUGCUCAGUGUGCGGGCGUUGCCGGAGGGAGAGGAGUAUGCGGAUGACAGGGUCAUUGCGACGUUGAGGUUGAUGAACUUCAUUCGGCGGAUUGGGAGGAACGAGAUGUACAUCAAGUAUGUGCAUCAGCUGGUCAAUAUGCACCUCCAGGCGCAGAACUACGUCGAGGCGGCUCUCACGCUCAAGCUUCAUGCGGAUCUGCACGAAUGGGAUCUCAACUCAUUUGCCGAGCCUAUGGAGGACCUUGGCUUGCCUCAGCAAUCCCAGUUCCAUCGCAAGGAGACCCUUCACCUGCUCAUCCUAGACUACCUCGGCAAGGGCAAAGCAUGGGAGAGCGCGAUCGAGAUGUGCAAGGAACUCGCGUACCAGCACCAAGAGGUGACGUUCAACUAUGGGCGUUUGGCGGAGAUCAUGCGCCACCAGGCCAGUCUCCUGGAGCUCAUCGUCACCGAGCAGAGGUACUACCCCGACUACUUCCGCGUCGCGUUCUAUGGCAACUUCCCGACCGCUAUCCGCAACAAGCAGUUCAUCUACCGCGGUUUCGACUGGGAGAAGUUCGGCGCAUUCUGCGAGCGUAUGCUUGGGAAACACCCUGGUGCACGGCUGCUGCGUUCUGCGGGAGACCCUCCUGUCGACAUUCGCUUCGGCGGAGACCAGUACAUCCAGUGUGGUCCCGUCACGCCCGAGCCGGACCAAACCUUACCCAUAUUCACCAAUCCGGACGUGCCCAUCGCAGUUCGCACGUACUAUGAGCACAGCGCGAUCCGUCUCUUCAGCUCGUCGCAUCCUGUCGUCAAGCUCGACCGCGAAGGCAACGAAGAAUCUUGGAUUGAGAAGACGUAUUACACAACUGAAGAGAGCUUCCCAACUGUCUUGCGGCGUUCCGAGAUCCUCUCUGCUGAGCUCAUCGAGAUCUCGCCUGUGGAGACGGCGUUACACGAAGUCGAACAGCGCAACAAGGAACUUGGCGCACUCAACAUCCGCUACGCAGGUCUCGCGCGCACGGGUCAAAUCGUCAGCACCAACCCGCUGAGCAUGACGCUCAACAGCGUAGUCGAUGCGCCUGCUAGCGGCGGCAUCACCUCUUACCGCGACACCUUCCUCGCUCCUGAUUACCUCGAGCGCUUCCCCGAGCGCGUGGAGCACGUUGAAAAGCUGCGCGAUGCGAUAGACACGCAAGUCCGGAUCAUCGAUAGCUGUCUACGCUUGCAUGGUCAGCUGUGCCCGCCCGAGAUGCUUGGGUUCCAUGAUACGCUCGAGAAGUUCUUCCGCAAGAACUUCAGCGAGGAGAUUCACCGGUUGACGUUCGACGGGCCAGCGGAGCAACAUCCCGCUGUUACCGGUACGCGCUCGCGCAAGCCAUCGGAAGCUUCGCCAUAUGCGGCAGCUUCUGCGCGCAUGCAAAGCGACGCGAUCAGUAUCGCGCCAAGCGUUGCGACCACUCAUCGAGGCGGUGGAGGCGGCGCACCCGCAUUCCCUGUCCCGCCGUUGCCCUCGCGCGCGAGUGUCAUCAGCAGCCCGAGCAGUCUUGGUACGAUCGACGCUGGAACAUACGGUACAGCCAUGAGCAGCAUGAGCUACGGCAUCGUGGCGGGCUCCCGCUCCGAUUCACUGGGCGCAGGCAGCAAGCAGACACCGCUUCAACGAGGACUCGCUCGGCUCACUCGGCAUGGCAUGAACGGCGUCGCUGGUGGCGCGGUCGGCGACGGCAGCGACGGCGCGAGUGUGGCCGAAAGCCCGAGCGAUAGCUUCGUUAACGUGAGCCAGAGUACCGGCAGCGUGGCUGCUCACGGCGCCAUUGGCAGCAGCGCGAGCAUUGUCGGGAGUAUCAGCGGGUCGAUAAAAGGACGCUUCUCGAGGCUGGGCGCUAUGAGCUUUGGGCGCGGAUGA